CAUUGUGCUUUAUUUUAUUCCGUUGUCAUAUCAGAAUGAUUAUGAAUGACUUUCGAUGUGUUUCUUGUUGGCUGAUAUAAUAGUUGAAUGACGUCAUUCAAGUAAGUGAUGUAUGUAAUGUUUCGUAAGUGAGUCAAUGUAUCGCGUGUCGGUGAUUGCGACUGAUGCUGUAACACAUUUGUAGAUUUAUUACUGCAUCACUAUCAAUCCACUGUAUGAAUAUAAUCAUAGCGCUGUGUGAUUUGUCGAGGGCUCCUUUCUGCUGAAAUGCUGUGCGUGUUUCUCGCAGGUCUUUAGUUGAUUCUGAUCAGAUGAAGUGCUGUUAACUGAAGGGUUCGCUGUGUCAGUCUCUCUAGUAUGUGUGUGAGGAAUGUGUCACGAGUGUGAGAUGAAGAACAGCUUUCAGGUCUUUUACAUGAUGAUAAUCUAUGAUCAUUUACUUUUGACCAGCAAUCUAAAUAUGACUGUGAAUAAUGCAGGAACAUGGUGAAGAUCUCCUGUUUUGUUAAGGUUUGUAUUCUGGUUAUUACAUGCACGUAGAUGAUUACUGCCAAUAAACAAGAAUAGAAACACAGAAGCAUUUUAGGUGAUUUUUUGGUGCUGUUUCCAGUUAGUUCAGGGUUUGUUUAGAAGACUAGAGAUGAAAGAGUCACAGAGACAGCGUGGGAAAAUGAGUGUUCACUCGCAUAAAUACAUGAAAUGAUUUGAUCAGAGUUUUGGUGGUGAUGUAAAGGUUUUUUGAGUCUAAUUUGUGGCUCAGGUUAACAGUGCAAGACAGAACUUGCCUCCUAACCACCGUCUGCUGGCCGGACAGCUUCUCUCUCUGCCUCAUUCAGUACUGUGUAAUUAUCCCACACACGGUCACAAACAUCCCUGCUGUAGAGGAAUGGUUAUAGUGUCCUGAAGAGUCCAACCAGAGGAAAAAUAUGAAGGAAUGAUCUGAGAGUGAAUUACCCACUGAACACAAUCACGCACAAGAAUGCGCAUUAAAUAUACCAUUUCUAUCAUCUUUAUUGUGGCUCUGGUCAUCAUAGAAAAGGAAAACAACAUUAUUUCAAAGGUGUCUGAUAAACUGAGCCCCAGACUGACCCCGCUGCUGAUGCUCAGUGCUUCUCUCCUGUCUGCUGCACAGCACAAUGUCUCGACGGACAGCUCGGCCCAUCAACACCUGAGUAGUCUGCAGAACUCGACUCAGAGCAUCCAGCUGAGCGCGGCGUCCGCAGCCGGAGGACGUAAACACAUCCUUCUGCUGGCCACGACUCGCACCGGCUCCUCGUUCGUGGGAGAGUUUUUUAACCAGCAGGGCUCCAGCAUGUUUUACCUGUUCGAGCCGCUGUGGCACGUGGAGCGCAUGCUGACGGUCGAAAGCGGUGGCACCAACGCGUCGGUCGCGGGGCCAGCGUAUCGAGACGUGCUGCGACAGCUGCUCCUGUGUGACUUCUCACUGCUGGAGAGCUUCAUCGAGCCACCACCGCAGGAUCAUGUUACCCCUGCGCUCUUCCGGCGCGAGUCCAGCCGCUCACUGUGCGAGGAUCCUGUCUGCACGCCACUGGUCAGGAAGGUGUUUGAGCGAUACCACUGCCGUGAGCGCCGCUGUGGGCCGCUCAACCUGACGCUGGCCGCUCAGUCCUGUGCACACAAGCAGCAUCGUGCCAUCAAGUCCGUCCGUGUGCGGCAGCUGGAGACACUCCGGCCGCUGGCAGAGGACCCCAGGCUCGACAUGACCUUCAUUCAGCUGGUCAGAGACCCUCGCGCCGUCCUUGCCUCACGCAUGGUGGCCUUCUCCAGCAAGUAUGACGUUUGGAAGCGUUGGGCCAUGGAUGGAGACCUUCCGGUGGACGAGGAUGAAGUAAGGAAGCUCAAAGGAAACUGUGACAACAUCCGCAUGUCUGCUGAGAUCGGACUGAAGCAGCCACCGUGGCUUCGUGGGCGCUACAUGCUAGUGCGCUACGAAGACAUUGCGCGAUUCCCCAUGCGCAAAGCUGCAGAGAUGUAUGACUUCAUAGGCAUUCCCUUCACUGCAAAGGUGGAGGAGUGGAUCCUAAAAAAUACCCAAGCAUCUAAGGAGGUCAGUGGAGUUUAUUCCACCCAAAAGAACUCCUUGGAGCAGGUGGAGAAAUGGAGGUUUAGCAUUCCCUUCAAACUUGUGCAGCUGGUGCAAAAAGUG
This is a messenger RNA of Carassius gibelio (silver crucian carp), 2167 nucleotides long. RefSeq names its product carbohydrate sulfotransferase 3-like. NCBI's taxonomy places the organism in Eukaryota, Metazoa, Chordata, Actinopteri, Cypriniformes, Cyprinidae. The transcript is spliced from 3 exons. The record is from RefSeq and is a predicted model, not a curated record. The annotation marks the transcript as partial. Gene Ontology annotation, molecular function: chondroitin 6-sulfotransferase activity; N-acetylglucosamine 6-O-sulfotransferase activity. Gene Ontology annotation, biological process: N-acetylglucosamine metabolic process.